This is a messenger RNA of Chiloscyllium plagiosum (whitespotted bambooshark), 5358 nucleotides long. Lineage: Eukaryota; Metazoa; Chordata; Chondrichthyes; Orectolobiformes; Hemiscylliidae. The record is from RefSeq and is a predicted model, not a curated record.
AAUUCUGUUUUGUUUAAAAUUAAGUGAUUGGGCCAGCUCCUUCGCACCUGGCAACUGGCAAAGUUAGGGUCCUGGCUACUUUCUUGAAAUGUUUUGAAGGCCUGGUCCAUAACACAACCAUACAGAGUGUUGGUGUCGCCAUAACUGGAGUACUGUAUGCAGUUUUGGUCCCCAUAUUCAAAAAAUGGAUAUUCUGGUAUUGGACACGGUUCCAAAGAUAAUCACUAGGCUGAAUUGUAGGAUUAAGGACUUGAGUUAUCAAGAAUGGCUAAAGAGGUUAAGCCUUUAUUUGUAAGAGAUCAGCAGAAUAAGGGGUGAUCUUAUUAAAACUGAACAAAAAUUCUGAGGGGGCUUGACAGGGUGGAUGUCAGAGUAGAAACAGGAAAGCUUAUGGUAGACACUGAGGGUUCAAAACAGAAGAAACCCGAGAGGAGUUUAGAACGUACAGGAGGUUAUUUGAAAAAUAAAUUAGGAGGGUGAAAAGGAGUUAUGAGAAUAUACUGGCAGGAAAAGUAAAGGAAAAUCCAAAUGCAUUUUAUAAGUACAUUCGGCGAAAGAGAUAACCAAGGAAUGGAUAGGGCAUACUCAGGACCUAAGUGGCAAUGUGUUCGGAGCCAGAACACACGGAUGAGGUUUUAAAUGAUUUUCAGCUCUCUCUCUACCAGGUUUUGCUCACUCACUCAACCUAUAUGGAUCCCUGUAUGUCCUCUUCACAGCGUGCCCUCCCACCUGUUUUUAUAUAAUCAGCACAUUUGGAAAUGUUACACUCUGAUCCCCUCUUUCAAGUCAUUGGAAUAAUUAGUUUGUAAUGAGAACCUAGAGUUGAUCCUUGUGGCAGUCCACAAGUUAUGCUUUCCAACCUGAAAAAAGAACAUUAAUUAUUCAAGAACGGUGGCAGGGAUAAAUCGGGGAACUAUAGGUCAUUGAGUGUAACAUCAGUGAAUGAUGAAUUAUUUAUUUAUUGUCACUUGUAUUUAACAAAUAAAUACAGUGGAAAGUGUUAAAUGUCAUCAUGCUCCGACACUAUUUUGAGUUCACAAAAAUAAAGAUAUAUCUAAAAUAUAACUAAAAAAGAGUUCUUCCUCCCUUGUACUCUGCUCACCAUCAUGUGGGAUCUCUCCACAACGGGCUCCAUGUCCACCAACGCCCCCACAUCACAAUCCAUUCCAGAAUCCCGCUUCGGGGUCACCCCUGCCAUUAUCAUUCCAUCAUCAAAAGUAUCAUACCUGGCCUACCACGCCACUGCUUAUGCAACUCCCAUUCCCAUCACUCCACCAGAAGUACCAAUUCGGGCCUACUGCAUUGCUGCAAUUGACUGAUACCGACUGCAGAUUUCGGCUUCUCCACCAACUACAGAGACUGCCCUACUGUCAUUGCCAUCUUGAAAACCGAUGCCACUGCCAUGGCCUCGAGUCCUGCGCUGGGCCCACCAAUGUCAAAGUUGCCAUGCUUCAGCAAGUGUGGACCUCUUGCUGCUAGGUCCACACUUGCUGCCAUAGCAAGAUGUCCAAGUGCUCGCUGUCCCCUGUGCUGGGUUAUUCUCCCGAGGAGCUGAGCCCUGCCACCACUGCUGCACAUGUUCAAGUGGCUGGUCAGGUUUUGCCCUGCCAAAGAUACUGAAAAGGCCUCUAAAGAGAUAAAAAAAGAUAAAAUAGAGGAAAAGAAAACAGCAAAAGCAAAGAAACAGAAAAAGAGAAAAGAAAGAAGCAAAGAACGCAGAUGGAAGCACUUGAGCUCCUGGCCUGGAGCUUGGACUCAGCGCCAAUACUCCAUCAUCAUCUUGGAUCAAGACCAAUUGAAUUCUACAGCACUUCAACACCAGCCCAGAAGAAUAUACUGUCAUUUUUACAUCCGGAAGUACAGCUGCUCUUAAACUUGUUGCAGAAAGUUUUCAGUGGACCUGCACAGAGCCAGGAGGCACAAGUCAGUUUUGUUACCUAACUGACAAUCAUACAUCUGUCGUUGGUAUGAGAGGAUUGUCUGCUUUAGUUGGUGCUCUAACUGUUCCAGUCAACCACUCUGAAAUUUAUGAGUAUAAAAACAGUCUCAACAAGGACAAUGCAAUGUGCAAGGAAGAAAAUUGUCACAUUCCUCAUCUCUUCUGUUAUCCUGCUCAAAGCAACUUUUCAGGGACAAAAUACCCACUUACUUGGAUAAGAGAUAUUAAAUCAAAAAAGCUGUAUCCUUUUAGCAAAGUCCCAGGAAAAUGGUAUGUGUUGCUAGAUGCAGCCUCGUUUGUGAGCACCUCGCCACUUGAUCUCAGCGUACAUCAAGCAGACUUCAUCCCCAUUUCUUUUUAUAAAAUAUUUGGGUUUCCAACAGGUUUAGGAGCCCUGUUGGUGAAGAAUAAAAGUGUUCAUAUGCUGAAAAAGAGAUAUUUUGGAGGAGGAACGGCAGCUUCUUAUUUGUCAGGAGAAGAUUUCUAUGUUCCUAAGCAGUCAUUAAGUGACAGGUUUGAAGAUGGCACAAUUUCUUUCCUUGAUAUAAUAGCAAUAAAUCAUGGAUUUGAUGCACUGGAUAAAUUUACAGGUGGAAUGCAAAAUAUUAUGCUUCAUACAUUUAGUUUGGCCCGUUAUACAUACAUAAUACUCUCUGGAAUGUGCCAUGCUAAUGGAACACCAGUUGCUCGGAUAUACAGUGAUAAUAAAUUUGAAACUCCAGAUGCUCAAGGACCUAUUAUUAAUCUAAAUGUGCUUGAUGAGGAAGGCGGAAUAGUUGGAUAUGCCAAGGUGGACAAACUGGCAAAUUUGUACAACAUCCAUCUUCGCACUGGCUGCUUUUGUAACACUGGAGGCUGUCAGCAACACCUCGGAAUUAGUAAUGAAGAUGUCAAAAUGAAUCUAAAGGCAGGUCAUGUCUGUGGAGAUUCUUUGGAUUUGAUUGACGGCCGCCCCACCGGAUCAGUCCGAAUAUCCUUUGGCUACAUGUCUACAUUUGAUGAUGCACAAAAAUUUUUAAAAUUUAUUCUUGGUUGUUUCGUUAAGCAGCCAGUUUGCUUUGACAAAGGCACUUUGUCCAUGCUUGAAAGGUGUGGAACAAUGACAAGACGUGAUGAAUCGUGGGCAGGACAUUGCACAGAUGAAACAACAAACAAAAUCUCUUCAGAAAUUGCUGCAGCACAAAAUUCUGCCAGAAUUGAGAUUCCCCUAUCUCAGAACUCUUCAGAUAAUCAGCUCAAGUUGGUUGAAAACCAAGAAACUUCCAAAUUAAUCGACGGCAGUAAGUCAGUCACACUCACCAACAUCUACUUAUACCCAAUCAAGUCUUGUGCUGCUGUUGAGGUUAAGAAGUGGCCUAUUGGAAAGCAUGGCUUAUUAUAUGAUCGUACCUGGAUGAUUGUCAACCAAAACGCUGUCUGUCUUAGCCAAAAGCAGGAGCCCAGACUAUGUUUGAUUCAUCCACACAUUGACUUAGAGCAAGGGAUCAUGACCAUCAGUGCAGAAGGAAUGGAUCCCAUAGUCGUGCCUCUAAAAGGAGAAGAUAGAAAAGAAUUUUCACUUCAAUUCUGUCAAACCCGAGUCUGUGGAGACAGAGUAAAAGGAUUGGACUGUGGGAAAAAUGUUGCAAAUUGGAUCUCCACAUUUCUUGGACGGCAAAGUUUUCUGAUCAGACAGAGUUCCAGUUUUCACAGAGCCUUGAAAAAGCAGCACACACAAGUUCAAGACCAAGCUUUGAAUGAAUCACCGUGCCUUUCAUUAGUGAAUGAAGCUCAAUAUCUUCUCAUAAACAUGGCAAGCAUUCUACACAUCAAAGAACAAUUAUUACAUCGAGAUGGAACAAGUGUUUCUAAUUCUCCUGAAGUAUUAACAACUGAAGAGCUAAUCCAUCGUUUUCGUGCCAACCUUGUGAUAAGUGCAUUGAGGCCAUAUGAAGAAGAUGACUGGGCUGAAAUAGGUAUAGAUGGUGUAUCUUUCCAGAUUGUAGGACUGUGCAACAGAUGCCAAAUGAUUUGCAUUAAUCAAGUGAAUGGAAAAAGAAGCACUGAACCCCUGCAGAUUCUAUAUUCAUCCAGGAACAGAAAGAUGACCUUUGGUGUAUACCUGUUUCAUCAGCUACCAGCAGCCGAAGGGCAUUGUGCAACCCUGACUGUAGGAUCUCAGGUCUGUGUGAGAAAAGAAAAAAGAACUACUCCUCCUCCUGCUGUCCAGUGACAUUCUCUGCAGCUUCCAUAGACAAGAAUAUGAGUGUAUUUGGUGUGAAUGCUUCAGUAUAACUUUGAUGAUGUUAUGAAUUAAUGUUCUACUCAGCGUUCUCCAAUGUAAAGCCUAUGUUAAUUCCAGUUUACUGGAAUUUCAAACUAGUACUGCACUAUUUCCUGAUUUAAAAAUGAAAAUACAAUUGUUUGUAACUGUGAAUGAAGUCCUUAAAAAUAGGAAUUGUCCAAAUGAAUCCAAAUGCUAAGUUAUUUCAGUUUUUCUUUGUACUUGAUAUAUUCUACUAUAUUUUUUAUAUAGUAGCAAAUUAUUUUCAAGAAUUUAUACAGAUCAAUUAAUAUCUAUUGAUUUUUAGAGUAUACUAUUCAUUAUUCUCAAAGAUUUUGUUUUAAUUCCUGUCCCUCACUGUUAAAAUCAUUAAAUCUUAAAGAUAUUGGUUAAAUGAUUCCAUGUAUGCAACACUCGAGAUAUUAUUGUGAUCAGCUGAUUCAUUGGUAUAUACAAACAUUAUGUCAAUCUUCUAUAGUUGUUAAACAAGAAAUUAUGACAAUUGCCCAAACCUCACCCACAAUUUAUGGAUGUGCACUGAUCUUUGGUGAAUCUCCUUGCUAGCUUUGUAUCAAAACCAUAAGAUAUAGACGCAGAAUAAGGUCAUUCAGCCCAUCAGAUCUGUUCCACCAGUUUAUCAUAUUUCUCAACCCCAUUCUUCUGUCUUUUUCUCGUAAUCUUUCGUCCCUUUACUAAUUACGAACCUAUCUCUGCCUUAAAUAUACUGAAUGACUUCGUCUCCACAGCCUUCAGUGGCAAUGAGCUGCACGGAUUCACUACCCUCUGGCUGAAGAAAUUCCUCCUCAACUCAAUGCUGUAGGAUUGUCCCUUCACCCUGAAACUGUGACCUACAUUUAGACCAGUACUUUUUAAAUAGUUUGAAUUUUGUUGAAACUAAUUUCACUUGAUUAAUCUCACCUCAGCAACACUGAAGAUGCUGCAACUGACUUCAGUACUUAUUGCCAAGGUGCAAAAUUCAAAUAGAGAUGUAUAAUUUUGCAUUUAGCCAUUUUCCAGCUGAAUGGCCUGACACUCACUGUCUAGUUAUGGGUUGACAAAGGGUUCAGACAGAGUUUCACCUCAGGGUGGCACGGUGGCUUAGUGGUUAGCAUUGCUCCCUCACAGGACCUGGGUUCAGUUCCAACCUUGGAUGAAU